Molecule: messenger RNA, 2906 nt
Organism: Mus pahari (shrew mouse)
Lineage: Eukaryota; Metazoa; Chordata; Mammalia; Rodentia; Muridae
Gene: Coil
Product: coilin
Exons: 8
Coding region: 1-1842 (613 amino acids)
Biological process (GO): spliceosomal snRNP assembly
Cellular component (GO): Cajal body
Molecular function (GO): U2 snRNA binding; U1 snRNA binding
Source: RefSeq, a predicted model, not a curated record
AUGAGCAAGAUGGCAGCCUCCGAGACGGUUAGGCUACGGCUUCAAUUUGACUACCCGCCGCCGGCCACUCCACACUGCACGGUCUUCUGGCUUCUGGUGGACCUGAACAGCUGCCGAGUCGUCACGGAUCUCAUCAGUCUCAUCCGCCAGCGCUUCGGCUUCAGUUCCGGGGCGCUCCUGGGCCUCUAUCUGGAAGGGGGGCUGCUGCCCCCUGCCGAGAGCGCGCGCCUGGUGAGGGACAACGACAGCCUCAGGGUCAAGUUAGAAGACCAAGGACUCCCUGAGAAUCUGAUAGUAAGCAAUGGUGACGACUCUAGCUUCCCAUGCCGGAGAGCGAAGAAGCGGGCUUUUAAGUUGAUGGAGGAUGAGGGAACAGACCGGGGAUACAAGUGUUCGAAGAAACACUGCAAGAGGCAGGAGGACAGCGGCCAUAAUGAGAAGGCAACCAAACUCUUCCCGGAUGAGAUGGGGCGGACAAAGAGCAAGAAAAAAAGCAAAGUGACGGGCAGCCCAGCCGAGGAGGACGAGGAAGAAACCAAACAGAAGUCUUCAAAAAGGAAGGAGAAAUGUGAGCAGAAGAAGCAGGCCAGGGCCUCCAAGUCUCCCAAACAACAGACACCUAAGGAGGGGGCCUCCACCAGAAGGAGCCUUGCUAAAGCCCGGAGGAGGAGCAGCAUGGGGCCAAAAGGUAGCUCGAGCCACCUGUCAGAGUCCGAGUCCUGCCCAGAGUCAGUCAGCGAUGGCCACUGCAGUGUCCUGAUGCAGGAGGUCACCUUUUCAGAGAAACUGUCAGCCGAACUGUUGAAAGAUGCACCCGCUACCAAGACUGCGGCUGCCAACAGACAGGCCUCCAAGCCUGACUUUACCUUCAGCUCGGGCAAGGGCAAGGCCUCCAGAACCUCGUCAUCCAGUUCAGACUCCAGUUCAGAGUCGGAAGACCAGUUCCUGGUAUCCAAGAACGUGCUCGAGGGUGCAUCUGGCUUCUUAAAGCCAACUGGCCUCUUUGUAGGGCAAGGGUGUUCCGGUCCAGAGCUGUCAUUGGAGACUCCGGGUAUCAUGGGAUGGAAGCCUUCUGACUCAAACAGAGGCAGACAAGCUCCUGGUCCUCCCAGUGUGUCAGUCCCCACCAGUUUGGGAAGAGGAUGGGGGCGAGGAGAGGACUUCUUGUUUGGGAAGGGACUGAGGGGCCGGGGUGUUCGGGGCCGAGGCCGAGGCCGAGGGCAAGCUGUCUCCUGUGUCUUUAAUAGAAGCUCUGAGAGUCAGAAGCAGAGACAGUUAAACGAUAUCCUAACCAACUCAUCUAUGGUGAUCCAGAAUCCAGUAGAGCCCCCCAAGAAGGACUAUAGUCUAUUACCACUGUUGGCAGCUGCCCCUCAAGUCGGAGAAAAGAUUGCAUUUAAGCUUUUGGAACUCACAUCCGACUACUCUCCUGAUGUCUCUGACUACAAGCUUGGCUGCACUCGCUCAACUCAGAUCCCGGGCACUCAAGGGCAGAAGAGCCCGGAGAAACGCAAGCUUAAGGGCAGCAUGAGCUGUCAAGAGGGCUCCCAGUUUGAGUCAGCUAGGGCUCAAACCAACCCAAAAAGCCUGCCAAGUGAAAAAGGACGCUUCUCAGAGCUGUUGCAAGAACAUUUUAACCACGGAGAAGUGACUUACUGUCUGUCCUCUCUGGUUUCAGCUUUGAAAGAACCUGGCAAGUUUGAUUUGGUCUAUCACAAUGAGAACGGAACCGAGGUGGUGGAAUACGCCGUGACUCAGGAGAAGAGGAUCACUGUGCUUUGGAAAGAGUUGAUUGAUCCAAGACUGAUUAUUGACUCUUCAGGUAGCAUCGCAAGUAAAUAACGUGUCUGGAUCUAACCUCUGACCUCGCCACCUCGAAUUCUAUACUCGCAUUUUUUGUGACCAUGGUUAUAGCCUGAAGAUUUGAAAAAGAAGACUAAAUGUUGUGUAGACUUUCUGUUUAUCUUCACUUUACCAUAUUAGGAAAAAAAAAUCUACCUCAUCAUUUAGAGUAACAGAGUUGUUAGUUUAUAGAUCCUUAUUUCCUUCAGGCUAAAUUCAGUAACCCACUUGAAAAGCUGGGUGCCGACCAAAAUGGUGGUGUGCUAGGCUCCUUCACACCUGUUGGGCUACCAGUAGCAAUCGUCCAUAGGAGUUUACGGGACCACACACAAGAAUGUGCUGUGCAUCUUGCUUUGUUUCUUUUAAGUCACACUGUAAAGUACUAAGGCAUGUUUCUUGACUUAAUUUUUAACAUGUGAGCUGUUCUGUGAGGCAUGGAGCAUCUCGCCCAUUCCACAGUUUCUACCUGCUCUCCUCAGGAGUUAGUGGAGUUGGAUGUGUCAGAGGUGAUGAGUUAAAGAGUCCUUUCACAUUUCCCAGCUGUGAAACACAGGACUCCUAGGAGCCCGUGCAGGCGGCAGCGGGGCGACACCCUUGUUGUAUUGUGUGGAGGAGCGCUGGCCUCCCACUGCCAGAAGACUGGCCAUGAGCCUCAGACCAGGCUGGNCCAAGUGACCUUGCUGCACAAUGCCAGGAUCUUGGGCUUCUCAUAACUGAAGUGAGGAUCUUAAACAGAAAUUUCCUUUUCUGUUUUUAUUCAGCAUGAAGCUAAAGGCUGAAUAUAAACUGCAAAAUUGCUUUCUUUUAACGAAAAAUCAGAUUCCUCCUUCAACCUUGCAAAUUUUUAAAUAAAAUCAUAUCAAACUCAAUGUCCACUCUGAGUUUUGUUUUAGUUCUGCCCAUAGUUAUCUUGGCUCAUAAUCAUUUUCAUAACAAGGAGGCUUGCUUUGCACCUGGGAGGCUAACACAGGAGGUUUAUGAGUUCAGGGAAAGCCGGCUACAUAGUGAGACAGUGUCAGAGUGUGUGCUUGCUGCUUUGUAGCCGUGUUACUCCGGGGGGCCAG